AGAUCAUUGUCUUAAACCCCAAUAUGCAAAUUUUCAGCUCAAAAUUAUGAUCAUUUUUCCAUAAACGUCUAAUAGACCAUCCCGGUUAAUCACCCUGUAUACGUGCACCAGGGUGCAACCAUUCAACCUUUGAAAUUUUUAGAAUUUCGAUAAAAAAGAGGAUUACCGAGGAAAAACACUAUCAUGUAGUGAAAAAUGGAAACAUUUAAAAUGCUUCUAAUCACUUAAUACCGGGCUGAAAGUCCCCUUUUGAGCCAAAUAUAGGCAGACUCAACAGUUAUUAGCAGAUCUCAUCGAGGAAAUUUCAUAAUUGAAAGUGUCUACACCUAAUCAAUUAUUUUAAUUAGUUUCAGCUCCUCCUAUGACAUGCAGAAUUGAAAACCAUUUCAUUAGGGUUAGGAUAGAUAACAAUUACACGAAAACUGAAUUUUAAAGGAGUCAUUUGAGUCAGUGAAAGCUUCGUAUGAGGUGUACCUUCUGUUCGACAUUGGAAUGAAAGAUAAUCAUGAGACACCACAUCCUCAAGGAUAUGAGAGCACUCCAACAGAGGAUGAAUCCGAGCAAAAAUCGUUCAUAGAAGAAAUCAAAAUAUAUUUUCGUAAUUACUGCAAUCACACAGGUAUUCAUGGCUUCCAGUAUUUUGGACAACAUCGAACUCUUAUUGAAAAGUUAUGUUGGAUCCUCGUAUUCAUGGCAACUUUUAGUGCAUGUUCCUUCUGUAUAUAUCAGAUAUACGAGAAAUGGGCAACCAGUCCGGUAAUCGUGUCAUUGGCUACCAAGGAAACUCCAAUAUAUCAGAUACCAUUUCCUGCUGUUACAAUAUGUCCGACAAUUAAAUUCAGCCAAAAAUGUUUUGACACCGGAAGUUUGAGUACGAAAAAGGUUAAAGGAGGAAAGUUGAGUUUUUUACAGAAGAAAUUUUUAGGUUAUUCGAGAUCAUUAUGUAAAGCAUAUCAUUCAAAUUCUCAUGAAAAUUUUAAGCAAGAAGAUUAUUACAACGACGAUUUUUUCGAGAAACUACUCAAGUGUUCGCCUUUCACAGGUGGUAAUUUUUCUGUGAAAUUCAUGAGCAGAAGGAACAUUGAAUUUAGUGAAGUUUUCCAUCCUAUCAUAACAGAAGAUGGAAUGUGUUUUGCUUUCAAUAUGAUGAACAUGAAGGAAUUGGUCUCUGAUGAAUAUGCUUUGUAUCCUGGACUUGGAGAAGCUGAUGAAACAUCAUCUUGGAUACCACAAGUUGGAUAUCCGGAAGAUGCAAGUCUGGAAACAUAUCCUAGAAGGGCUUUACUGUCAGGUGGUCUGAAUUCUCUUGAAAUUACAAUGGGGCAUUUAGAGAGUGAUAUCGAUUAUAUCUGUAAUGGAAGGGAGCAAGGCUAUAAGGUUCUACUACACAUUCCAUCAAGAUUAGCAAGGCCAGCAUUGGAUUACAUACUAGUGCCAUUCAACAAAGCCACGACAAUUACUGUAAUUCCAGAAAUGAUGUCAACCUCAUCCAGAGUGAAGAAGUACAAUUCGGAGACAAGGAAUUGUUUUUUCCCUGGAGAGAAAGAUCUAAGGUUUUUCAAGGUUUACACGAAAACGAGCUGCGAUAUGGAAUGUCUAUCUAAUUACACAUUGAAUUUCUGUGGAUGUGUUGCUUUUUGGAUGCCUAGACUGAACACAACGAAGAUGUGUGGCCCUGCCAAAUUGAACUGUGUGAUUAUAGCUCGAGAAAAUUAUGAUUUAUCCAAAUUGAGAGAUAAACUGGAAGAAGAGAGGUUGAAGAGGAAAUUAGCUGCUGCAAAGAUGAACAAAACAAUAGAAAGUCUUACAUUUUGGGAGACACACGAACACAACGCGAUGAACGCCGAAAUUGAGAGUCUAGAAGAUCAGAUAGAUUCGGUGAAAUCUAAAUGUAAUUGCAUUCCAAUAUGUAGUGAUUUAACAUACAUUGGAACAGCUACCUCUUUGGAUAUUGAACAGGAGCAAAAAGGAAAAAACACUUUGCACUCGAACAAAUCUACAUUUGGGCUCACCCAGAUAACUAUUUUUUUGAAAACCAACGAGAUUUUCACCAGAGAACGUAAUGAGCUCUAUGGUCUCACAGAUUUUAUAAGUAAUUUUGGAGGAUUGCUUGGACUUUUCAGUGGAUUUUCUAUUUUAUCUUUCAUGGAAAUUGUUUACUAUCUAUCUUUCCGAAUAAUUGGUAAUUUGAAGAAAUUUGGUAGAUGGUAUGGUACUGAAGAAUGAAAAUUAAUGACCUAUGGCUAGAAAUUUCUUAUAACUGGAUAACAUUAUAUCUUCUAAAAAA
Harmonia axyridis is the source of this 2287-nucleotide messenger RNA. RefSeq names its product pickpocket protein 28-like. The coding region runs from base 493 to 2226 and encodes 577 amino acids. Gene Ontology annotation, biological process: sodium ion transmembrane transport. The transcript has 10 exons. Gene Ontology annotation, cellular component: membrane. The record is from RefSeq and is a predicted model, not a curated record. Gene Ontology annotation, molecular function: ligand-gated sodium channel activity. NCBI's taxonomy places the organism in Eukaryota, Metazoa, Arthropoda, Insecta, Coleoptera, Coccinellidae.